AUGGAAAGUGUAGUCCUAGCAGCGAUUCUUCUCGUGUCUCAAGGGAUCCAAGGCCAGGAUACCGUCUCCUUGGGCCCACUUAGAAAGCUAGACGAUGUUGUCACGUCACGUUUAAAGGAAAGUCUUCAGAAGGCCAGGCUCGGAGAGUGCUCUCCGAAGUUAAUGAUGCUUCAGCAAGCAGUCGAGCUGCCCAUAUCCCAACUGGCCGAAAAAAUUGACGCACUCAAUAUCUUCAAUCUUCCUCGGCGUGAUGGAGAUUCCUUUGGUUCAACUGGCUCUUCAGCCGCUGUAAAUGGAACUCUAUCAGAUGAAGGACCUGGCCUUCGACAGGGAACCAUAGUAGGAAACAAGGACUUCGAAAAGCAAGUCUUGAAUCUCCUCCGCAAGCUCGGUAUCUACGAUAACUUUACUGAUCGAGUUUUUAAGGCGAUAUUAAGCGACGAAAAGCAGCUGAAAAAACUCAAAAAGAAGCUCGACGACUUGGGAAAGGAGGAUAAAACCGUGGACCAUGCCGACUUGUGGGCUUCCGUUUUCGACCUUUUCUGAACCCUAACUUUAUUGAA
Molecule: messenger RNA, 563 nt
Organism: Drosophila biarmipes
Lineage: Eukaryota; Metazoa; Arthropoda; Insecta; Diptera; Drosophilidae
Exons: 1
Coding region: 1-546 (181 amino acids)
Source: RefSeq, a predicted model, not a curated record